CACAUUGAACUGUGGGACUCCAUCAUUUGAUUCUGUGGCUACCUGUUCUUUAUACUUCAUAAAAUCAAAGAUAGCCAGAAGCAUCUCCUGCGUGCAGAACAUGACAGGACGUGAGCUCCUGAUGAUGACACAUCAAACCUCGCCUGCUGAGGUUGAACUAACAUGUUAUUACACUGUGAAGAAUACAGGAGGACAGCAUCUGUCUCCAGACAGUCACAUAUCCUCAGUCACUGUUCACAAUGUUGAGAAAAUAGACUCAACCACAUCUCAGAGAGUAUCAACAUUCAGUGUGACUGCUGGUCAAACAUUUAGCACCACAGCAAGGAAAACAGACAGCUUAUCUUCCAUUUCCCCAGGAUCAGUUAAACCCACAGUAGGUGGUACAACAGAUUCUACGGACAAAAUGACCCCUGGGUUUCUUGUGACGUCACCAGUCCCCCAAACAAAUUCUACGGACAAAAUGACCCCUGGGUUUCUUGUGACGUCACCAGUCCCCCAAACAAAUGCUGAGAACUUCUCCCAGACCAUCCCAGCUUUCCCUGCAACAACUGUGAUGAUGAUCUGGAGGUUCAUAGCAGUUGGAAUUACCUCUUUAUUCCUGCUCAGAUUGACUCUCUAUUUUUGUAAAAGCAGGACGGUUGAACAGGUGUGGAUGUCUAGUUUGAACAACAGAGAGAUGGCAGGUUGUGACGAACCUACACUGCUGCAACACUGAGUGACAACUGAACGCCACAGCCUCAGCCAACAAAACUACAGGAAGAUUGAGAGUAAAUUAAAUCAUUUGAAUGAGAGGUUUUCAAAGUGUGGGAGAGUGAUCCUUCCUCAGAGAAUAAAUAGACAGCUGUGCCCUUGAAAUAACAUUAUUGCUAUAAUUUCUGUUAAACAUUUUUCUUGUUGCUUUGCUUAAUAUUCUAAGUAUACUUAGUUUAGCAAUCUGUGCACACAGAUUACUAAACUGAGAGCACAGUUUAGUAAAGCGUGAGCACGGAUUCCCACCGGCUUUGUUUUUUCCCACCCACUGACACUUGCGUAAGAACUCCGUAAGAAGUAAUUUGCUGAGAGAAUAAAAAAAACAUUUUUAAUUGUGUAUAAACCAACAUAGAGAAGGAGAAUGUGUGGAUUUCAGAUUUUCUAAAAAUGUAUUACAUCUUUAUUAUACCCAUUUAUUGUGAGCAUUACAUUUCUGAAUCAUUUCUACUUGAACCAAAAAUGCUGUCAAGCGACUUCAGAUGGUUAUUAAUGGUCUCCUGGUGGUUGAAAGAUGAUCAUAUUCCUCUUAAAUCAAUUUUAGAAUUUGUCACCAGUUUAAGACAAAAGUGUUUUAUAACAAAAUGUAAAUGUAACAAGAUUUGGCUUUUUUGUUAUUUAAUUAUCAAGAAAGAAUUGUUCCUUCAAAGUUGUCAUUGUUGUGAAGUUGUGAAUAACAAAGUUUUAUAUUGGAGCAAAUUUGCUAUUUUUAAUAAAAAAAAUUUUUUUUGCA
Girardinichthys multiradiatus is the source of this 1480-nucleotide messenger RNA. RefSeq lists its product as uncharacterized. The transcript has 10 exons. The record is from RefSeq and is a predicted model, not a curated record. Bases 101 to 715 code for a protein of 204 amino acids. Lineage: Eukaryota; Metazoa; Chordata; Actinopteri; Cyprinodontiformes; Goodeidae.